AUGAGUCGAUAUCGCGGCGAUGCUGCGCAGCAUAGCUAUCAUAGCUCGGCAUGGGAUCCUGCUCCUUACGGAACCACGGAGUACGAUCAGGUCGAAGAGAUGAUCUCGUCGAACCAACCGCAAGCCUACAGUCGCAACUCUGCUGGUGUCGGGGCUAACUCGAACGCCUACCGCCUCCCUGCGCCUGCAACCAACGUCGGUGCCGAUUCUCCUUCCAUGUACACCGAUCCUUACGAAGCCUUCAGCACCGCACCGCCACCCAACCACUCUGCUGCCGCCCGCAGCUCUUACCUCCGGCACGACCCGUACGCCUCUGAAGAUCGUGCGCUCGCCGGUAACACGUUCCUCGACAGAGCCGACACGCUAGCACCCAAUGACAGUAUCAGCAGCUACAACGUUCGUGUUGGCAGAAACACCGAGCCAGAUCGACCGAACAAGUACGCCGACACGCGAGCCGAGGACGCACUCAGGGCCCAGCACAUGCAGCGCAACUCGGUCGUCUACCAAGAUCAUCACGAGGACCCGAGCAGCUACUACAACCAGCCUCAUAUGGAUCACAGCUAUGGCCAUGGACAAUACGACACGAGCGGUGUUGAUCUACCUCUCAAGAGCAACGCUGGACCCAUGGGCUACGCAGAGGACGAAGAUGAUGAGGCCAAGCAGAUCAAGCGUGGAUCUGCUGCUCUCUGGUCUAACCAGAUGGACGGCGCACAUCCGACAGUCGGGGACGAAGAAGCGAAGAGCGGCUUGCUUGGCAAGCUUUCUGAUUCCGCAAGCCGUCGUCUCGAAGGCGAAGACAAGCUGCGUGACCAGAUCGAGCGACGCAGACAGGGGAUCGGACGCCAGCGAUGGCCAUACGUCUCAUGGGUGGUUGCCGUCGCCCUCGUCGUCGUCUUUAUCGUGGAACUCAUCAAGGCCAACUCAGAGACGGGUCAGGCGGUGCAGACGCGACCGAGCAUCAAUCCCAUGUUGGGCCCUUCGGCAGAGUUCAUGAUCUCGUUUGGUGCCCGCUUCGUGCCUUGCAUGCGCAAAGUGCCCGCGCUUCCCACCUCCGAGCAGCUUCCUUGCCUCAAGGACUCCACUUCGAGCUCCAACCUCUACUCUGCCGACCAGCUGUGCCCCAUCUCGCAAAUCUGCGGUCUCAAAGACGCCAACAACCCCAACCAGAGCUAUCGAUUUGUCACAGCCAUCUUUGUCCACGCCGGCUUCGUCCACAUCUUUUUCAACCUGCUCGUGCAGCUCACGCUGUGUGCGCAGAUCGAGAAGCUCAUCGGCUCGAUCGCCUACUUCAUCGUCUACUUUGCAGGGGGUAUCGGCGGCAAUUUGCUCGGCGGGAACUUUGGGCUGAUCGGACAGCCUGCGCUCGGCGCGUCCGGAGCCAUCUACACGUGUAUCAGCAUCGAACUCGUCGAUCUGUGCUACAAUUGGAAGUACGAGUAUCGUGCCAAGAUGCGACUGGCCAUGUCGAUCGGGUUCGCCAUCAUCGGUCUUGCACUCGGUCUGCUGCCUGGUUUGGAUAACUUUGCUCACAUCGGUGGGUUCUGCGUUGGCUUGUUGGGAGGUUUGCUCUUUGCACCUUCGAUCCACGCGAGUAAGCAGCAUAGAGUGGUGACGUGGGUGUUGAGGGUCGUAGCGUUCGGUUUGUUGAUUGGGUUCUUCGCCGGACUGGCAAGCAACUUUUACAACUCGCCGGAUCCGACAAAGGCGUGUACUUGGUGUAGGUAUCUGAGCUGUCUACCUGUGUUCAACUCGUGCAAGGGGAAUGGGUUGACUACUUCGAGUACCACGACGAGCGGUGGUGGAUCCUGA
Molecule: messenger RNA, 1809 nt
Organism: Pseudozyma hubeiensis SY62
Lineage: Eukaryota; Fungi; Basidiomycota; Ustilaginomycetes; Ustilaginales; Ustilaginaceae
Exons: 1
Coding region: 1-1809 (602 amino acids)
Biological process (GO): proteolysis
Cellular component (GO): membrane
Molecular function (GO): serine-type endopeptidase activity
Source: RefSeq, a predicted model, not a curated record